AAUCAAGAGCCUUGGAUCAUUCCUCUCCUAGGAUCCCAGAGAUGCUCACUGCAGGCGCGCGAAUAUGGAUAAUAAUGCCCUCAGGACAUAAAGAGGACAAAUGGGUGACCCUACACCUGAAGCAAAACCAGCUCAUACUGAGCCUCAAAAGAAAGUACUUUGGAGCUUUAACAACUUCAAAAGAAUACAAGCUUAUCAACAUCAUAAGAGAAUGUUUUGAGGCUCAAGACGAGUACUUUGUUAGCUUGAAGACGAACAAUGGCAUCAUCAAGCUUGUUUUCAAAGAUGAAAUGCAAUCAAGCAUCUGGAUAUCUACCAUUUCCAGUGUCUUAAUAUCCUCUUGAUCAAUGUUGUACAAAGCAUUUGACAAGUCUAAUAACAUUUCUUGAACGUCAUACAUCAAAAGUAGAUGUUACAACUUCCCGUCCCACAAUGUAAUUAUAUAUGUAAAACACAAGUUUUACACAAACCAGCAGUAGAAAAAGGGAAUAAAAUGCACUGAAGUAGAGAAAGUGACAA
Molecule: messenger RNA, 519 nt
Organism: Nicotiana attenuata
Lineage: Eukaryota; Viridiplantae; Streptophyta; Magnoliopsida; Solanales; Solanaceae
Exons: 3
Coding region: 42-344 (100 amino acids)
Biological process (GO): auxin-activated signaling pathway; leaf vascular tissue pattern formation; phloem or xylem histogenesis
Source: RefSeq, a predicted model, not a curated record